Molecule: messenger RNA, 2815 nt
Organism: Sus scrofa (pig)
Lineage: Eukaryota; Metazoa; Chordata; Mammalia; Artiodactyla; Suidae
Source: RefSeq, a predicted model, not a curated record
GUGUCAGACUUCUGCAUCGAGAGCUCCUUGGGGAUGCUAGGGAGCAUCAAAUGCCCUAAGAGUGUGUGGUCCAUGUCUCUGGGAUUUCAGAUUGUACCUGUGUGCCCCCUCAGGGAAUUGGAUGUCCUGAUUCACGCUCAGGCAAGAGAGCUGACCCAGUUACGGCAGAAGGUGAAGGAAGGGAGGGAUGACUGUGUCCUGCUCGUUCAGCACCUCACCGACCUCCUCACCCACAAAGACCUUGACAAGGACCAGGGGCAGGGCUUGCGAGAGCAGCUGACUGAGGGACACAGGCUGGCAGAGCGCCUCGCCCGCAAGUUCAGCCCAGAAAGCGAUGAAGAGGAGGAGGACAACAAUGACAAAGCAGCAGCACUCACCCCCAGCGUGGAAGUGCAGGAGGUUGCAAAGGAGGAGGUGCUGCAGGAAUCCCAGGAUGAAUGCAUUUCGACCCCUUCAAUGGUCCAGGAAAGGUCUGACUGCACCCAGCCUUCCAGUGAUGGCACACGUGCAUCUGAUGAGCCAAAAGUUGGCCCUGCUACAGAUGGAGCCUGUGCUGGCUCCCGUGCCAAGGAGGAUGACGUUCCAACCCGUCACCCAGCAGAAAAUCAGAAUGGUCAUGAGGAAGUGGAUGGACAAGAGCCACUGCCCCCCAGUGCGGAGUUGCAGGAGGUUGCAAAGGAGGAAGUGCUCCAGGCGUUCCCAGAUGAAGCUGUUUUGGCUCCUUGCAUUCAGCAGGAAGGUUCUGACUGCUACCCGCCUUGCAGUGAUGGAAAACUGGCAUUUGAUGAACAGAAAAAGGGGUCUGUUCUGGAUGGAGCCUGUGGUUGCUCUCCUGCUACAGAGGGUGAAAUUCCAGCUGGUCCCCCAGAAAGCCAGAAUGAUCAUAAUGGGGUGAAAGAACCAGAGCCACCUGUCCCCAGGCUCCGCGGGGAGCUGCCGCCGAUGGCAGAGUGUGGUGUCCCACAGAACUCACUGGAUGGAAGUGCUUGGUCUUGCCCAGGUCUUCCCGACCUGUCGGACUCCUUCUGGCCUUACAGGAGUGCUGCCACCCUCUCAUUUGAGAACAUGGAUGUCCCUGAUGCUCAGGAUGCAACCAGUGACACCUGGGAGGAUUGUCACCAAGUGCCUUUGAGUUUUGGAAGGCCAGAGAUGCAAAGUUCACAAGCUCAGCUGCAGACAAGCACCCAGGUGGCCAAUGAUCUGCAGCUGCCCCUCGACCAGCAUUUAGAUCGUGGCGAUGGCAAAGCCAGGCUCCACCUUUCCCCCACCAUCCGGGGAUUUACUGCCAACACUGAUACCGGGGACCAAGGGCCACUCAUCCAAGAGCUGGGUCUGGAUGCUUCCAUCAGAAUGAAGACCCCUCCCAAGCUGGAGGGUGAGGGCUCAGCUGCCAGCAGGCAGGAGUGUCGUGUGUCACCGCCUUCAUGCCUUAAGUUUCCUGAAAGAGAAGAUUAUCCAAAGAAAACUGCAGUUCAGCAAGUGGAGACUGGCCUGCAGAUUCCCUGGCCUCCUUGCUUAGGCUACCGAGGUAUCUGUUACUUCCAGAACGAAGAAGAGUUAUUGCCCAACCCCAAGAAACCACAGCAGAAAAGAUUCCUUUUCCACCUGAUGAGAAAAACCUACAACAGCCAAUCAAGUUGAAGCCCCAAAGGAACACUGGAGGGACCCUGUCCUGAGAAUCAGCCUCUCAACCAUCACCUCCUCCCCACCGUUUUUACUCCAAAAGACUGAUCUCAUGAGAGAAGUCGCAGUCAUCGGCCUCCUCCCAGUCUUCGGUGUGAUCAGUCGAUGAGGAGACCAGGGCCCAGAUGGACUGCAGUUUGGAGCGACCUUCACCCUUGCUCCUGUCCACAUUCAUCCUCCUCACACAGGCAUCAGGAGCCGCUGGCAGAAGGCCCCAUGUCCACCUGGACAUUCUUUGUCAGCACACGGGCUGUGGUCGGAGCAGAUGCCCUUAACUGUGCAGUGUUCUUGCCGAAAGUGUUUCGCCUGAGUGUCUUCAUGAGGUAGUUAUCAGACAGCUGCAGAAUGUAGGCCAGUGGCCCAGACACCUGGCCUGUCUUUCUUCAAACAGUCCAUGUCUCCACAAGAAGACAACCAAGAGGAGAAGAGAGAUUUGGGGUUCCGAAGGACUAAGAAGAUUAUGUGACUAUAAUUCUUGAGUCCUUUUGAACCCCAAACGUCUCCUCACCUUUUGUGAUUGUCUUUGACCGUGGGGACAUUGACUGGUUUGCAGAGGACAAGUCAGUUGUCUGGCUCACAAGUCUGCAUCCUUCAGUUGUCUGAUGAUUUCCUCCUGAUGCAAUUCAGGGGAAAGCUUUUGCCAAGAGCACCACCUAGUGCCUGCUGUGUGCUUCCUAGCACAGCCCCGCAGGAGGCUGAGCGUGUCCACAUUGCCUGCCACCACUCCUGUCAUUCGAGCAUUGGACGCUUUGUUCUGGAGGGUCCUGUGAGAUCUGUCCAUUGGAAAGACCUGUUUUUCUCUCUCUGAUCAGUCAUUUGCUUAGUGGUGUAUGAAUUAGAGGCCAUGAACUAUCUUCUUCUGUGAUGCUGUUUCUCUAACAAGUUGCCAUGCCUUAUCAAUCCCCGAUUGAUGAUUCCUGAUGUGUGUCCAUUACCAUAUUUGUUUGUAUGUUGGAAAUUUCCGAUUUAGUCAUUCUGUAGACUUGUAUUGCUGGCACUGUGCUGUGGAAUGGGCAUUCCUUUCCCUUCCUUGUCAUGAAAAGUUUUCUUGAGUCUCACUGUGGAUUCAUACAUUUUUCAAAUUAUUCCUAAAUUAAAAAUAUUAUAAUAAAAAAUAAAAUAUUUGUUAUCC